GGCACAGUAAGGCAAUAUCACCCCAAUACACCUGUCGUCAACCCUGGAGGUCAAAAUCACCUUCAAAAAAUGGAUGAUGACAUAUAUGCCAAUAUUCGUAACACCGAAAAUAUCUACUAUCCCUUUGCGUCGAAAUCAAGGUUUGACCUCGCUGGUUGGCUUUCUAGUGGGGCAUUAUCACAAAAAGGAGUUGACUCUUUUCUCCAUCUUGAGCAUACCGAAGUUAAUCCGCCCUCCUUCAACACAUCCAAGGAUUUACGGGCACAAGUUGAAGCACUGCCCAAUGUUCCUCAAUGGUAUCACCAGCAAAUCAAGGUUGGAUCCUACAAGACAAAAUCGCCACUGAUGCUCUACUGGAGGGAUGGUCUCGAAGUUGUCAAGUAUCUUUUCAGCAACCCAGUCUUCGCACCGUGUAUGGACUUCCAAUUGUAUAAGGAAUACAAAGUAAUCAAUGGGCAUAGUCAACAAGUAUAUGGAGAGUUUAUGAGUGCUGACAUCGCAUGGGAAAUACAGGAUGAACUUCCUCCAGGGCACUCAUUUGUUGGUAUCAUUGGUGCUUCGGACAAAACACCUCUGAUGAUCGGCACUGGAAACAAGGAGAGGCAUCCUGUGCUUAUCUCACUCGCCAAUAUCCAUGCAGGUGUC
Messenger RNA from Suillus fuscotomentosus, 645 nucleotides. RefSeq lists its product as uncharacterized. The record is from RefSeq and is a predicted model, not a curated record. The annotation marks the transcript as partial. Lineage: Eukaryota; Fungi; Basidiomycota; Agaricomycetes; Boletales; Suillaceae. The transcript has 3 exons.